AUGCCGUGGCCUCCAUGGAUUUACCUUCAGAUCAGUGAAGAAAAACCUGUUUGCUUAAAGAAACCUGGAGCAGUUGGGCUGAUGUGUUUGUCACAUGCACCUCCAGUGUGUGAAAACUCUGUUCCUCUGAGGCUGAGUCGGUGUAGGAGUGACAAUCAAAAGCAUUUAUUGUGUAGGAGACUACAAGGCGAUGACGAAAACAACAACAACAACAACAACAACAAAAACCCUGCGCUACCAGCUGACAUAGGAGCUUUAAUGAAGCAGGCUCACACCUCGCUGCCUCCCACCACUCAUCCAUGCAUUCAUGUCACUCUGCCAAGGUGGUAUUGUGUCAGCAUGCCAGGCCAUGUGAACGCCCACGUCAUUCUCACACAUACAACAUGGAAGUUGUUUACUGUACCUUAUUAUAUUAACAAAGUGGUUUAA
Xyrichtys novacula (pearly razorfish) is the source of this 429-nucleotide messenger RNA. Lineage: Eukaryota; Metazoa; Chordata; Actinopteri; Labriformes; Labridae. The record is from the annotation of a GenBank genome assembly.